Molecule: messenger RNA, 1638 nt
Organism: Diabrotica virgifera virgifera (western corn rootworm)
Lineage: Eukaryota; Metazoa; Arthropoda; Insecta; Coleoptera; Chrysomelidae
Gene: Hrb87F
Product: heterogeneous nuclear ribonucleoprotein 87F
Exons: 8
Coding region: 195-1256 (353 amino acids)
Molecular function (GO): RNA binding
Source: RefSeq, a predicted model, not a curated record
GUUUGACAGCACUUUGACAGUUGACAGUUUGCAUUUGCGUCUUUUCCUGGUUUUCUGUCUACUCUACCACCAGCCAUUAAGAAAUUAUUGAAUUUUAGUGUUAUUUUAUUUAAAGUUAAGUAAUAAUAAUUAGUAUUAUUACAUUAUCUCUAUUUUAAAUUACGCCUUGAGCUGGUGGUGUGUAAAGGUUCAAAAUGAAGGGGGAUGAUAGUAAAAACCAAGAACCUGAGCAAUUCAGGAAACUAUUUAUUGGUGGACUUGAUUUCCGCACUACUGACGAAUCUCUAAAGGAACAUUUUGAAAAAUGGGGUACAAUUGUGGACGUUGUGGUAAUGAAGGAUCCUACAACCAAAAGAUCAAGAGGAUUUGGCUUUAUUACGUAUUCAAAGGCCCAAAUGGUGGAUGAUGCUCAAAAUGCCAGGCCUCACAGAGUUGACGGUAGAGUAGUUGAACCUAAGAGAGCUAUACCAAGACAAGAUAUUGGUAGACCUGACGCUGGAGCAACGGUAAAAAAAUUGUUUGUCGGUGGAAUGAAAGAUGAUAUUGAAGAAGAAGACCUAAAAGAGUAUUUCACGAAGUUUGGUAACAUUAUGUCCGUCAGUGUUGUUUGCGACAAAGAUUCUGGAAAAAAGAGGGGAUUUGGAUUUGUUGAAUUUGAAGAUUAUGAUUCUGUUGAUAAAGUUAUCUUACAAAGAAGCCACACAAUCAAAGGUAGGAAUGUCGAUGUUAAAAAGGCCUUGAGCAAAUCAGAGAUGGAUCGUUCUGGAAAUAGAGGAGGAGGUUCAAUGGGUGGUGGCAGAGGUGGAAACUUCAACCAAGACAACUUGCGUCAUAUAAUAGGUGGCGGAGGUGGAAACUGGAACCGUGGAGGUGGAGAUUGGAAUCAAGGCGGAGCAGGAGGUUAUGGAGGAGGUGGCGGUGGUGGACCCUGGUCUCAAGGACCAUGGGAUAAUAGCCAAGGUGGGCAAGAUGGUGGCCAAGGAGUAUCCGGAGGAUGGAAUCAAGGUGGAUACAACAAUCAAGGAGCAGCAGGACCAUGGGGACAAGGAGGACAAGACAACUUUGGUAACAACUAUCAGCAGAGUUAUGGAGGUGGGGCUAUGAGAAACAAUUUUCAGCAACCAAGACCCGGACCAUACAAUAAUUCGUCAAAUUCUGGAAAUAGGGACAGUAGUGAGAAUACAGGAGGUGGCUAUGGUGGUGGUGGUUUCAAUGCCGGCAACCAAGGCGGUCCAGGAGGCAACAGGAGAUAUUAAGACGUAAGUGCACCGAUACACUGCAGAAGUUGUUUCAUGCUAAAAGUAUAUCGAUGCAGUGCAAGUGUACCUCAUAUCGCAUAAGCAAAAAUUCAUCCACUCAUUUUAUAAAUCCACAAAUUACUAGGGAAUUUAGAGUUUCGUCAGUCAGUGUUAGGAAAUCUUAAAAAGUGACAGCAUAGACUUUCGUUUAGUGUUUUCGGUUAAUUUUUAAGGAACUUUUUGAUAAUGCAGAUUUAAUUUUAGAAUGUCGUAUAACUUACUUAAGGUAGUAGUUUUGUAUUGUGUGACCUAUUAAAUUUUGACUCUACCUCUAUCGAGAUAGGUACGUAGGUUAACUGUUGUAUUGUAUUUUCAGAUUAAAGAUAUGUAGUAAACAUAA